GUCAACGGACGAGUCGCUCAAGUUGAUUGUGAGCUAACUUCCUCGGUCAGCCAGGCUUCAUCCUGGUGGCAGCAUCGUACGAUAGGCGGCUUCACAUUCGCAAUGGUUCGGUUGAGUGUGGCGUGGGGGCUUUGGUGGUUUGGAUGCCCAAGCAAAAACUGGCCGCCGUAUCGAUCGCUUGUGCCAAUGGACCUGCCAAACAAAAACACACGAAAGCGAUUGUCAGAUUCUCGCUUCCGAAAUUGCACUCGCCGUAAAGAACAGCUACAAUGGUCUACCGUCGUUAAUCUUCUGCGCCGCCACAACAGGUCACAGAGAUAG
This is a messenger RNA of Phytophthora sojae, 321 nucleotides long. RefSeq lists its product as hypothetical. NCBI's taxonomy places the organism in Eukaryota, Oomycota, Peronosporomycetes, Peronosporales, Peronosporaceae. The transcript has 2 exons. The record is from RefSeq and is a predicted model, not a curated record. The annotation marks the transcript as partial.